Molecule: messenger RNA, 1512 nt
Organism: Penicillium samsonianum
Lineage: Eukaryota; Fungi; Ascomycota; Eurotiomycetes; Eurotiales; Aspergillaceae
Product: membrane insertase OXA1
Exons: 3
Coding region: 1-1512 (503 amino acids)
Biological process (GO): protein insertion into mitochondrial inner membrane from matrix; mitochondrial respiratory chain complex IV assembly
Cellular component (GO): mitochondrial inner membrane
Molecular function (GO): membrane insertase activity
Source: RefSeq, a predicted model, not a curated record
AUGAUGGGACCUGUUGGCCUGAAAGGGUCCGGCGCAGCCGCUGCCCUUGCACGUCAGAGGAUGACCGCCAUGUCCAUGUCCCGCUCCUCUCGAUCUAUGUCUACCUUGCGGUCACAAAGCCUACGGUUCCCUAGCCAGCGGGGCCAAUUGAAGUCAGCGCUAUCUGGAAGUGCUCCGUGGCGCAUGACACCAGCUGUUGUCGGCCCGGCCGCAGUCCGAUUCAAUUCCACCUCCUCCGACUCAACACUCCCCGAAUUUGCUUUUGAUGGCACAUUGAAGAAUGCGGGAAACAUACAGGAUAUUACCUCGAUUCCGGAGAGAAUUGGAUACCUUAAGGAGCUUGGGCUAGACUUCGGCUGGGGCUUCACGUCGACGAUGCAAUGGCUUAUCGAGCACACUCACAUAUGGACCGGCUUGCCAUGGUGGGCUAGUAUCGUGGCUGUCGGUCUUCUGACUCGUGUAGCAAUGCUGAAGCCUGUCCUUGGCGCAUCCGAGAACGCAGCAAGAAUGACCAACGCCAAAGCUAAGACUGACCCCCUCCGGCAAAAAAUGGUCGCUGCCUCGACCGAAGGGAACACCCAGGAAGCCCAGAUUUUAAGGGCCCAGCUCAAGGAGAUCAACGAUGAGCACGGAAUUAAGGCAAUGAAGUCAUUUCUUCCAAUGUUGCAAAUUCCACUUGGUUUCGGAUGCUUCCGAGUCGUGCGAGCGAUGACUUCGUUGCCAGUGCCGGCCCUGGCCAUGGAAACAGCGGGAUGGGUUAAGGACCUGACUAUUGCCGAUCCUACUUACAUCUUGCCCAUGAUUGCUGCGGGCACCCUGUGUUUAUCUCUGAAGAGAGGUGGUGAAUCCGGCGCCAUGCCCAUGAUGCAAACCGAAGCAGGAAAGUACAUCAUAUAUGGUUUCCCUGUCAUGUCUUUUGCCUUCAUGGCAUUCAUGCCGAGUGCCCUGCAGUUCUACUUUGUGGCAAGUGGUAUUUUCGGCCUGGGUCAAACUUACGUGAUCAACUCGGAAGCCUUCCGGAAGUGGAUGUCCCUAUCGAUCGCUAAAAAGCCAUCCACUGGGCCGAAAUUCUCGGCUGUCACCCAAAGCACCCAAAGCAAGGGCCUUCGCCAACUGCUGGAACGGCUCGAGAAGGAAAAAGCCGCGCAAGAGAAAGCACGCAGCGAACUCUCUGCGUCACCUGCACUGGAAGAUGCGAAGAUCAGCCUCAUUGACCGCAUCUACCAGAAAUUCGGGAAGGUCGGCUCCGGCUUGUCUAAAUCAGUCUCAGAAACCAUCGGCACUUCAACAGUCGAGCAGCGUAUUGCCAAGGACCACAAGAAGCGUGCAGAUGAAUACGAACAACAACGAAAGGACGAGGAUGAGCUCAUGCGGAGAGAGCGUAAUGAAGCUCGCCGCAAGGAGCACAUGCAAACCCUGGAGAACGAGAGGACCAAGGCAAGCAAGUCUUUGAAGAAUACCCAGACGGCUGCUCGCAAACCUAAUGGGGGGCGUGGCUCACGCCGUGCUUGA